AUGGAGGCAGAAGAUAAUGUUGAAUAUUCGAGUUUACAUAGAGGAGGAGCGAAAUUCAGCAAGGUUUCAUUUGUUCCUCUUACAUUUCUUAUAUUCUAUGGUGUUUCUGGUGGUCCUUUUGGAGUUGAAGAUACUGUCCGUGCAGCCGGUCCAUUUUUAGCACUUGUUGGCUAUUUAAUCUUUCCUAUUGUAUGGAGCAUUCCAGAGUCUUUAAUAACUGCAGAAUUAUCCACUAUGUUCCCCGAAAACGGAGGAUAUGUUGUUUGGGUUUCAAAGUCUUUUGGUACUUAUUGGGGAUUUCAAUUAGGAUGGGUGAAAUGGAUGAGUGGUGUAGUUGAUAAUGCCUUGUACCCUGUUUUAUUUUUAGACUACAUUAAAUCUUCUGUGCCAGCAUUGGCGAAUGGUCUACCAAGAACAAUCGCCAUUCUUGCUUUGGUUAUUGCACUUACAUAUUUGAACUAUAGAGGUUUAACUAUUGUUGCUUGGGUUGCUACAGUUUUAGCGAUAUUUUCUCUCCUUCCUUUUGUAAUUAUGGGAUUUAUCGCGCUUCCUAAGUUGGAGCCUUCGAGAUGGUUUGUUGUGGAUUUAGAAAAUGUACAAUGGGGAUUGUAUCUAAAUACACUAUUUUGGAAUUUGAACUAUUGGGAUUCAGUGAGUACUAUGUCAGGGGAAGUGGAGGAUCCUGGUAAAACAAUUCCCAAGGCUUUAUUCUAUGCACUUCCUUUAGUUGUCUCUGGUUACUUUUUCCCUCUUUUAUUUGGCACGGGAGCUGUUCCGUUGCAUCGUGAUCUUUGGAGUGAUGGUUAUUUCUCGGAUAUUGCUAAGAUCAUUGGAGGAGUAUGGUUAAGAUUGUGGGUUCAAGGGGCUUCGGCUGUGUCAAAUAUGGGAAUGUUUUUAGCUGAGAUGAGUGGUGACUCAUAUCAGCUUUUGGGAAUGGCAGAACGGGGGAUGCUUCCUGAUUUUUUCGCAAAGAGAUCGCGUUAUGGAACCCCUCUUAUCAGUAUUUUGUUUUCUGCAUCAGGUGUUGUGCUGCUGUCUUGCCUUAGUUUUCAAGAAAUUGUAGCUGCUGAGAACUUUAUGAACUGUUUUGGAAUGAUUUUGGAAUUUCUAUCUUUUGUCAAGUUAAGGAUAAAAUAUCCAGCAGCAUCAAGACCUUAUAGGAUUCCACUAGGAACAAUUGGUUCAAUUUUAAUUUGUCUGCCACCAACAUUAUUUCUUCUUGUUGUUAUAGCACUAUGCUCAUUUAAGGUCAUGAUUGUCAGUUUCUUGGCUAUUCUUGUUGGCCUUAUUAUGCAGCCUUGUCUAGUUUAUUGUGACAAGAAGAAAUGGUUAAGUUUCUCUGUUAUCUCUGAUCUUGUAGAACUACAGACCAAUUAUCAUCAGGUUGUUGAGGCUUAAAGUGAUCAAUGGGACU
This is a messenger RNA of Solanum verrucosum, 1414 nucleotides long. Its product is annotated as probable polyamine transporter At1g31830. Gene Ontology annotation, molecular function: transmembrane transporter activity. The record is from RefSeq and is a predicted model, not a curated record. NCBI's taxonomy places the organism in Eukaryota, Viridiplantae, Streptophyta, Magnoliopsida, Solanales, Solanaceae. Bases 1 to 1398 code for a protein of 465 amino acids. The transcript has a single exon. Gene Ontology annotation, cellular component: membrane. Gene Ontology annotation, biological process: transmembrane transport.